Molecule: messenger RNA, 2002 nt
Organism: Oryzias latipes (Japanese medaka)
Lineage: Eukaryota; Metazoa; Chordata; Actinopteri; Beloniformes; Adrianichthyidae
Gene: htatsf1
Product: HIV-1 Tat specific factor 1
Biological process (GO): mRNA splicing, via spliceosome
Cellular component (GO): U2 snRNP; U2-type spliceosomal complex
Molecular function (GO): RNA binding
Source: RefSeq, a predicted model, not a curated record
CGCAUUGAGAUUUUAACCUCGGAAGCAAUUGUUUCAAGCGUCCUCGCGGAAUCAAGCAAUAAACAAACGUCCAUUAGAAAAGGGAGGAAUAACUCUUUGCAUUAUUCGCCCUUUGAAUAUAGAUAAUAGUUUAAAUCCAGGCUUGGCCUGAUUGGGGAAAUUUAUUGAGUGCUUUUAUCUUGCAGCAUUUAGAAAAGCUUGUUCCGACGAGUCAUUUCGAGAUGAGUAAUGAAAAAGAUGCAAACAAAGAGUUUAUGGAGCAGCUGCGAAUGCAUGAACUCUAUGGACAGAGAAAGGAUGAUGGUUCUGACCCCUUCACCUAUACAGAUCCAGCAGAUGGGACGGUGUAUGACUGGGACCCAGAAAAAAAGGCUUGGUUCCCUAAAGUAACAGAUGACUUUAUAGCAGCCUACCAGGCCAACUAUGGCUUCACUAAGGAAGGAGAUCCAGACACCAAUGCUGGAGCAGUAAGCAGCUCUGACCCACCAGCUCCUGAACCAAACAGCAAAGCUCCAGAAAAGGCAAAAUCAGAAACUUCUGCCGCAAAGCCGGCUCCAGACCAGACUGAGGCUACCACCAAUCAAGCCAAGCAGAAAGGAGAAAAGAGGAAAGCUGACCCAGGGUGGUUUGAGAUUGACGAAGGCAAAAACACAAACGUCUAUGUUUCGGGUUUACCUCCUGACAUCACCCCUGAGGAGUUUGUCGGGUUGAUGUCUAAGUAUGGCAUUGUGAUGCGGGAUCCCAUCACUGAAGAGUACAAAGUCAAACUGUACAAAGAUAAAGACGGAAAUCUAAAGGGAGACGGUCUGUGUUGCUAUCUCAAGAAAGAAUCGCUGGAAUUGGCUGUGCGUCUGCUGGACGAGUAUGAGGUCAGAGGUUAUAAACUCCACGUGGAAGCAGCGCAGUUUGAGCUGAAGGGUCAGUAUGAUGCCAGCAAGAAGAAGAAGAAGAGCAAAGACUACAAGAAGAAGCUGCAACAGCAGCAGAAGCAGUUGGACUGGAGGCCUGAGAAAAAAGGAGACGUGAGGAAGAGGCAUGAAAAAGUUGUCAUCAUCAGAAACAUGUUUCAUCCCAGUGAUUUUGAGGAAGACCCGCUGGUGCUGAAUGAGUACCGCGAAGAUCUGAGGACAGAGUGUGAGAAGUUUGGUGGAGUGAAGAAGGUCGUCCUUUUCGAUAGACACCCAGACGGGGUGGCAUCCGUCGCAUUUAAGGAACCUGAGGAAGCAGAUGCAUGCGUUCUCUCGUUUAACGGCCGCUGGUUUGGAGGUAGGCAGCUGAUCGCACAUCUGUGGGACGGAACAACAGACUAUCAGGUUGAAGAGACGACGCGUGAGCGAGAGGAGCGGCUAAAGGGCUGGUCUGCUUUCUUGGAAGGAGGCGAUAAAGUACAGCAGACAACCCCCACCACCAAAGAAACAGCAGAAAGCAGUGCUGGAUCAGAACCGAAGCCGCCCUCCAGCACCACAGAGUCCGACCUGCAGCCCCAAACAGAACCGCAGUCCUCAAAGCAGCAGCAGCAAGAGGAAGAGCAAGGGGCGGACUCUACCGACAGCAGUCUCGCAGGAAGUGAUAAUGAGGAAGCCUGAAGACGGCAACAUAUUUUCUGGGAAUUCAGCUUGGACAGUCAUGCUCUAGAAAACAGAGCACUUUCCUGUUAAGAGGCUUUCUGACAGUUGAAGGUGUUUUAAAAUGUGAAAGAAUAAAUUUUUUUUUCUACUUUAUCAUCAUGAUUUUGGCUUAGAGCGACCAAUACUUACUUUGCAGGUCGGUUAUUCCUAAAGUACACAUCCCUUGAAUUCAGUGCAGCUUUUAUCAUUGUGCACACUGUUUAAUUUUAUGUAAAUGCGACAGAUGUUUGCAAUUUUUUUUAAAAGUAGCAUUAGAAGAGUUCAGCAUGAUUUCAUCAUCUCUUCUACUACUCUUAAUGAGUGAAACAAAUACAUGAACACAAACUUACAGACAAGAAAAAUCAGAUGAAAAAUAAAGACGCUAUUGCACAAAA